AUGAGCGGAGCAGCUUAUACUUUAUAUUUAUUUGCUUAUAGACAACAUGUAAUUUCUUUACAUUCUUUGUCAAUUGUUAUAACUUUAUUAUUUGAUUGAAUAAGUUUAAUAUUUAUAUCCUUUGUAUUAUUUAUUUCUUGUUUGGUAAUUUUUUAUAGAAUAGAGUAUAUAGAAGAAGAUAUAAAUAUUAAUCGAUUUAUUUUAUUAGUAUUAAUAUUUGUUAUAUCAAUAAUAUUAUUAAUUAUUAGUCCAAAUUUAAUUAGAAUUUUAUUAGGAUGGGAUGGAUUAGGGUUAGUUUCUUAUUGUUUAGUUAUUUAUUUUCAAAAUGUAAAAUCUUAUAAUGCAGGGAUAUUAACUGCUUUAUCAAAUCGUAUUGGAGAUGUAGCUUUAUUAUUAGCUAUUGCAUGAAUAUUAAAUUAUGGAAGAUGAAAUUAUAUUUAUUAUUUAGAAAUAAUAAAAAAUGAUAUUUAUAUAAUAAUUAUCGGUUAUUUAGUUAUAUUAGCAGCUAUAACAAAAAGAGCACAAAUUCCUUUUUCUUCUUGAUUACCUGCAGCAAUAGCUGCUCCUACUCCUGUUUCAGCAUUAGUACAUUCUUCUACAUUAGUAACAGCUGGGGUUUAUUUAUUAAUUCGGUUUAAUAUUUUAUUUUUAAAUUCUUAUAUAAGACAAAUUUUAUUACUAAUUUCUGGUUUAACAAUAUUUAUAGCAGGAUUAGGAGCUAAUUUUGAAUUUGAUUUAAAAAAAAUUAUUGCUUUAUCAACUUUAAGACAAUUAGGUUUAAUAAUAAGAAUUUUAUCUAUAGGAUAUGGAAUAUUAGCUUUUUUUCACUUAUUAACACAUGCCUUAUUUAAAGCAUUAUUAUUUAUAUGCGCUGGAGUAAUUAUUCAUUGUAUAAAAAAUAUACAGGAUAUUCGAUUUAUAGGAAAUUUAAGAUUAAGAAUGCCUUUAGUUAGAAGUUGUUUUAAUAUUGCAAAUUUAGCUUUAUGUGGUAUACCUUUUUUAGCUGGAUUUUAUUCUAAAGAUUUAAUUUUGGAAAUUGUAAGUUUAUCUUAUUUAAAUUUUUUUUCUUUUUUUCUUUUUUUUUUUUCAACUGGGUUAACUGUUUGUUAUUCAUUUCGAUUAGUUUAUUAUUUAAUGGGAGGUGAAUAUAGAGGUAUGUCUAUAAAUAUAAUAAGAAGAGAUAGAAUAAUUAUAAUUUUUGGUAUUUUUUGAUUGAUAAUAAUAACAAUUAUUGGGGGAAGUAUAUUAAAUUGAUUAGUUUUUUUUAAUCCUUCAAUAAUUUGUUUACCUUUUAUGAUAAAAAUUUUAGUUUUAUUAGUUUGUAUUAUAGGUGGUUUAAUAGGAUAUUUAAUUAGAAAUAUUUCUUUAAAUUUUUUUAAUAAAUCUUUAUAUUUUUAUAGUUUUAGAUGAUUUGUUGGAGGUAUAUGAUUUAUACCAAUAAUUUCUACAAUUGGAUUAUUAAAAAAUUUUUUAUUUAUUGGAUUUAAUACUUUAAAAAUUUUUGAUCAAGGAUGAAGAGAAUAUUUUGGAGGUCAGAUAUUAUAUACUCAAUUAAAAUAUUAUUCUUUAUAUUUACAAGAAUUUCAAAAUAAUAAUUUAAAAAUUUAUUUAUUAAGAUACAUAAUAUGAGUUUUUGUAUUAAUUUUAUUAAUAUUAGUGAAUUAA
Molecule: messenger RNA, 1665 nt
Organism: Malaya genurostris
Lineage: Eukaryota; Metazoa; Arthropoda; Insecta; Diptera; Culicidae
Product: NADH-ubiquinone oxidoreductase chain 5-like
Exons: 3
Biological process (GO): electron transport coupled proton transport; ATP synthesis coupled electron transport
Molecular function (GO): NADH dehydrogenase (ubiquinone) activity
Source: RefSeq, a predicted model, not a curated record